This is a messenger RNA of Eruca vesicaria subsp. sativa (arugula), 279 nucleotides long. The record is from the annotation of a GenBank genome assembly. Lineage: Eukaryota; Viridiplantae; Streptophyta; Magnoliopsida; Brassicales; Brassicaceae.
AUGAAUUUCACAACAGUAGGAGGCCAAGACCAGGUUUUAAGUAAGGUUAUUGAACUGGUCAAGAAGUACGACACAACCAAUGCCUCUAAGGUUACCGAAACGGCUGAUUUUAAGAAAGAUUUGUCGCUGGACAGCUUAGACAGGGUGGAGAUAGUGAUGGCUAUUGAAGAAGAGUUCUCUAUUGAGAUCCCUGAUGAAAAAGCCGAUAAGCUUACUUGUUGUGCUGAUAUUGCAAGCUUCAUAGUCUCUGAAACUCACUCCAAAGCGCCAGAGUCCUGA